Messenger RNA from Fomitiporia mediterranea MF3/22, 2067 nucleotides. RefSeq names its product Cullin. The transcript has 16 exons. Gene Ontology annotation, cellular component: anaphase-promoting complex. NCBI's taxonomy places the organism in Eukaryota, Fungi, Basidiomycota, Agaricomycetes, Hymenochaetales, Hymenochaetaceae. Bases 100 to 2067 code for a protein of 655 amino acids. Gene Ontology annotation, biological process: ubiquitin-dependent protein catabolic process. The record is from RefSeq and is a predicted model, not a curated record. Gene Ontology annotation, molecular function: ubiquitin protein ligase binding.
CGGAAAUUCCUUUGGCCUCGGGAUAUUCGAGAGCGAAGAGACCGUGAUUUCGAUCCUGCUGCCCUGAAAUCGGCCUUUCAAUUAAUCGCACGGUCAAAGAUGCUUUGGAUCCUCGUGGAGUAUUUCGUUCAAGAUCUGCAGAAGCAAUUCCAUCUCGUUUCCGAGGAAAUUGAAACGUUUCUGAAAGAAUAUGAAACUACCGAUGACACCGAGGUAAUCAAGAGACUAAUACUUCGGCUUGCCGAAUGGUACAACGCCUGGGCACCUGUUCCCGAGCUCGGUUCUCUUCUUCACACAACAUUCAAUUCUGAGUUUCAAACGCAUCUCUUCUCUUCCCUCCCACCAUCAUUCCCUGGCACGUUCAAGCGACUCUGCGAAUCGACUGUCGGAGCUCAGCAAGAUACUAAACUCUGGACUGCGUUUGAAACACUGGGGCUUCUUGACCGUUAUGAGAACCUUAUCGCUAGCGUGUGCUACGAACGGAUUGAAGCACAUGUGCAGGAGAUAUGUUCUGGGAACUGGAGUGAACAGAUGCUUCACUCAUUGCGGAGCUGGAUGGCAGACCAGAUAGUUCCGUGGAUGAUCUUGCCGUAUGCACGUGGAGCGAAAACUCAUGAAGACACAAAGAACAUGCUUGCUGGAAUAGGCACUCGAUUUGAUUAUCAUGUCUGCAAAUCCCUCUGUGAAUUACGAACAUCGGAGAUAUUCGAUAUCAUUGUUGACUAUCCAGAGUCAACUCCCGCCCUCGUUGACCUUCGGGACUGCCUUCAACGGGUCGAUAUGCGUGGAGAGCUGGUCUCAACUCUGCGUCGAUUGAACCGCAAGCGUCUUCUCCAUCCAGGGGCUGACACAAAAGAUAUCUUGACUCAAUACGUCUCUAUGAUUCGUUGCCUGCGUGUAAUUGAUCCACCGGGUGUGCUUUUACACAAGGUAGCUGAUCCGGUACGAAGAUACCUCAGAGAGCGCCCAGACACCAUUCGGAGUAUUGUAGCAAGCCUUGUCGGAGAAGGUGGCGACCUUGUUGAUGAGAAUGAGCCACCGCAACCAUUACAAAUGCAAGUCGAGGACUACUCGGAUGCGAGCUGGGAACCCGAUCCGAUUGAUGCUGGGCCUGAGUUUCGCACAAACAAGCCUAGUGAUGUUAUCAGCACGCUUGUCAGCAUCUAUGACUCCAAGGACCUCUUCGUUAAGGAGCUUCAGGUUUUACUUGCGCAGCGACUCCUCGCCAUUACCGAUGGGAAGUUCGAAAGAGAGCGACGGAAUAUUGAAAUCCUGAAAGUACGAUUCGGUGAAGCACCUCUUCAGGUAUGCGAGGUUAUGUUACGAGACAUGACGGAGUCGAGGCGUAUCGAUCAGCAUGUACAAGCUCAAAAGCCAUCAACUCUACACCCAACAAUUAUUUCCAAACACUUCUGGCCUGCUCUGCAAGUCAGCAAAAUGAAAAUGCCUGGUCAAUUUAAAGAGGUGAUGGAGGAGUAUUCAAAGGAAUUUGCGUUAUUCAAGCAGGACAAACGGCUUCGGUUCCUUCCACAGCUCGGCACCGUAGAUUUGUCAAUCGAGCUGAGUGAUCGCACAGUCGAUGUAACUGUUCCACCAUUAGAGGCUGCCGUCAUUGAGUUGUUCUCCGGCAAAGAUACAUGGUCCGUGGACGAACUUAGCAACGAAUUACAUGUAGAAUCGGCUGCGGUCCGGAAAGGACUUGACACUUGGGUCGAUCAUGGCGUCUUGAGUGAGACCGACACAAACGUCUUCGUUCUGUUGGAAGAAGCGGGAAGUAUACCCUUGGGGUCUAAUCGUGGUGGUUCACGUCAUGGCGUCAUUGAGGAGCAAGAGCCGGUUGUGUCACCAGCGCAGCAACAAGAGGCGGAGCAAAUGCGAGUAUAUUGGAAGUUUAUCGAGGGAAUGCUGACGAAUAUCGGAGCUUUACCACUCGACCGGAUCCAAACGAUGUUGAAGUUCGCGCCGAACUAUUCACGGACGAUCGAGCAGCUGAGUGUGUUUAUGGAAGCUGCGCGCAGGGAAGGGCUUGUGACUGUGAAUAACGGUCUGUGGAAACUCAAUAGAUAG